Caretta caretta (loggerhead turtle) is the source of this 5416-nucleotide messenger RNA. RefSeq names its product neuropeptide Y receptor Y4-2 (gene NPY4R2). The record is from RefSeq and is a predicted model, not a curated record. Gene Ontology annotation, cellular component: plasma membrane; neuron projection. Lineage: Eukaryota; Metazoa; Chordata; Testudines; Cheloniidae. Gene Ontology annotation, biological process: G protein-coupled receptor signaling pathway. Gene Ontology annotation, molecular function: pancreatic polypeptide receptor activity; neuropeptide binding.
CCUUCCAAAUCUCCCAUCGCAACAGAGCGAGGACAGCAAAUCUCUGCUGCUCCUGAGUUCCUCUAAUCUGCCGCUGCACAGAUUCCCAGCACGAGCAGCUACCUUCUUAAUCAGUGUGGAUGUUACCAGGCAUUUCCAGAGUCUCUACAUAACGGAACAGAAGAACUUACGGUAGGGCCCUGAAGACCCAGAUCCUACUUGUUUCCCUGCAUAUUUCUGGGCUCUCUUUUUGAUUCCAGCAUGAGCAAGACUGAAGAUCUUAACAUGGUCCCUCCCUUUCCAUUCAAUAAGAAUUGGAGUUUAGAGCGAGGCUUCCUCACACAUAUCCCAGGUCACUGCAGAAACACAACUGACCUUACUGUCUUUUUAGUCGCCUCAUAUAGCUUAGAAACCAUCCUAGGCAUCCUCGGAAACAUUUGCCUGAUUAGUGUCAUAGUCAGGCAGAAGGAGAAGGCCAACGUCACCAGCAUAUUCAUUACCAACUUGAUAGUCUCUGACUUGUUCAUGAGCAUCGUCUGCCUGCCUUUCACCAUCGUCUACACCCUGAUGGACUACUGGAUAUUUGGUGAGGUCAUGUGCAAAAUGACUUCCUUCAUCCAGUGCAUUUCUGUGAGUGUGUCAAUUCUCUCCCUUGUCCUCAUUGGUCUGGAAAGACACCAGCUCAUCAUAAACCCAACUGGCUGGAGGCCAAGCAUCCCCCAAGCCUAUCUAGGGAUUGUAGUCAUUUGGACAUUAGCUUGCCUUAUGUCUCUGCCCUUUCUGACGACCUCCGUCUUGACAUAUGACUUGUACAAGCAGUUCUCCUAUAUUACGGAUUCUUCUGCCGACAAGGCCAUAUGUAUGGACUCAUGGCCUUCUGACCAGCACCGACUCAUCUACACCACUGCCUUGCUGCUGUUCCAGUACUGCAUCCCUCUCUCCUUUAUCCUGGUUUGCUACCUGCGUAUCUAUUUACGCUUGCAGAAGAGAAAGGACAUGUUUGAGAAGAGUGCAUACAGUGGCCGAGUGGUUCAGCUGAGGAGGAUAAACAUUUUGUUAGUAUCCAUGGUGGUUGCCUUUGCUGUUUGCUGGUUACCAUUGCACGUUUUCAAUAGCAUUGAGGACUGGGAUUACAAAGCCAUUUCCCCUUGCCACCACAACCUUAUUUUCUCAUUGUGCCAUCUAGUAGCCAUGGCUUCCACCUGUGUCAACCCUGUUAUCUAUGGGUUCCUAAACAAUAACUUCAAAAAAGAAGUGAAGUCGCUGAUACUGAGCUGCCAGCAUAAUUCAUCAAUGGAAGAAUAUGAACAUUUACCUUUGUCAUCCAUGCAGACUGAAGUCUCCAAAGGCUCCGUGAGGUUGAGCUGUAGACAUAAUUCCAUCUAGUCACAAGGGAACAUCUUCUGAAGUCUCCACUGAAGAGACUUCAGGGAGGUUAUUACACAUGGAUGAUAAAAGCAAUUGAUGGCACCAUAGUCUGACUCCAACACGUGCACCAUAGCCAGCUGCUGUCCAAUUUUUGGAAGAACAGUCAUUGACUGCAAGGAAAGAUAAUCAGUAUAGAUAAGUGAGGAAGAUCAAAGGAGAUACCGAAUUGUAUGUAUUGGUGAGGUGGCGCAGCUCUGAAAACAGACUUCUUGCAAACAGGACAUGUGCUCAAGAAGUUGCUUUGUUUCUAACUACUUAAUAGACAUCUAUGGUUGCACACAGACAGCAGGGUCAUCAGCUAAGCUGCAGACCCUUAUCACUGAGGGUAGAACCUGGGAAUUCCAACUCAAACACUUGAGUUAGUGGAAAUUCUCCUCUGUCAGUAUUAGUAGGAAACAUACAUACGAUAGGCUGACCACUAAGUUUACGAACAGAAUUAUAAGACAGGAUUGCCUGCAAUAGCAGGGGACUGGACUCGGUGACCAGGAGGUUCCUUCCAGCCCUAGGUCCUCUCUGCCUACAUUCCUCUAGGAAUGUGGGUAUAUAUAAUGUGUACAUUACUGACCCCCUCUCACCCACUAUUAGGAAACACUCAUCUUCUCAGCUGAUGAGGUUCACAGUAGUUCACAUCCAGCAGAUCUGUAACAUAUCUGUAACUACUUACAUACAGACAUUGGUGGCAGUUAAACCUGCCCAUGCAGCAUGGUGAUUCAGCCAUGAACCUGUCACUUCAAAAACCCCACAGGCUUCUACCACUUGAACUUCAAGGAAACGUCUAAAAAAGGAAAAGGAGGACUUGUGGCACCUUAGAGACUAUCAAAUUUAUUUGAGCAUAAGCUUUCGUGAGCUACAGCUCACAAAUCUCUGUUCACGCUAGGGCUUCUCGUGUACCCUCUUUUGGCCAGCUUCUUGAUGACAGUAUUCCAGAAAACUACACCACAUGGCACACUGAACUAGCACAAACCAGAACCAUUGCUCAGUAACAAGGUGCAUCAAGAACUAGCACCAUCUAUGGAUGAUAGACAGCAGUUGGAGGUGUUACGCUAUUUGUUGCCUCUGUUACCCUUCAUGGAGACUAUGCAGAUCACUUCCCUUUUCAGAUGAUGCAAAACCAAACAAUCCCAGAUUUACAUGGGAACUUGGUCAGAUUGACUUGACUGUCAUUCUUCUGGCUGUAGAUCCUAUGUCUCCAUGCUACUAAAGGUACAGUCACAGAUGCUGGUACUUUAAGAUGUUUGGAUCAUUGGCGUCUUUGACAGAUCUCAGAUGGGGGAUUGAGGUGACACUAAGCCAAUGUCACAUCCGUUCUUUGCUUAGCAUCUCAUUCUGCUCACAGGCUCUCUCAUGUGGAAGGACCAAAUGGCUGGGGAGAAAGGCUUCUGAUGUAGAAAUGCCAGCUGUAAUGAACAGUGACACUUCCAGUGGAGUGAAGCACAUUUUGAAAACAGGCGCCAAGGCUUCAGGUUUACCCCAGAAGAGAAAGGACCUUGGAAGGAGUGAUGCCAAAACUGUGAAAAGUCUAUGGAAGACCAAUGAAAAUACAUGAAGGGGAUUGAGUCACACACAUUAAAUCCAAGCCACAUGUAAAUCAAGUGUGUUGUCAAUUGUGUCAUGGAAGCGAGCUUUGUGCUUUCUCACUUCAGUGAUAUUUUUUUACCCUUUGUCUGGGCAACUUACCUGCAAACCAUAAGAAACAUAAUACUCAUUUUUCUUUAGAAAAAAACAGUACAUCAUACUUCUGGAGUCUGAGUUCCUCUCUUUAUCAAGACAUUGCUCUGCAGCUACUGCUGGGAAACCAAGAUGGAAGUCAAUAUUAGGCACUGUUGAAAGUGAAAGCAAAUCAGAAAGGACACCAACACUUUCAUAUAAAGUAUACUAGGACAGUUUUAAAGACCUAAAUGGGGUCAUGUUUUGUCAUGACUUGACAUUCUGUGCAAUCUCAUCCAAGUCAGUGGGCUUGCACAUGGUGGAAGGUAUUCAAUGCAUAGAUACUAGAAAUACAAUAGCUAUGUAGUUACCUCGCUAGACAAAGUGGUAGGUCAGAGCAGAAUUUGACCCAUGCAUAUUCUCCUUCAGACCCCAGCAUAUGGGGCAGAUUUUGUGACUGCAGUGUAGCUUUAGCCAUGUCAGUCCGGGGUAUUAGAGAGACAAGGUGGGUGAGGUCAUAUCAUUUGUCGGACCAACUUCUGUUGGUGACAGAGACAAGUUCUGUAGCCACACAGAGCUCUUCUCCAUGUCAGAUUUUGUGAAGACAGGAGCUAAACCAUCUCAUGCUACAAAGUAGCAAGUUCCAUUAAUAUCCAGUGGGCUAGAUCCUCAGGUGAUGUAAAUGGGAGCAGCCCUACUGAGUUAAAUGGAGGCAAGUUACAUCAUCUGAGAAUCUCACUCAUUGAUGUAAGUGGAAGUUGAAGAUGCUCAUCAGCUUACGGACUUAGACCCCAAGUUCUUGACCAUGCCAGAACUGUCUAGUGGCAGCUAUCCUUUUGAUUCCCUUCAGAAAUCUGCAUCCUGAAGUCAGCUGAUCUAUGCAUGAUUUCAUUUUGUAUCUUUACCUAUUGAUCUGACACGCAUUUCUGCUCCUUCCCAAUGAGCUUUCUGCAGUCUUCUUUAGAUAUUAGUUGCCAUGACGAUGAGGAGAAUUUGUUUCUCUUGAUUAGUGUGUAGAAGAUGCCACUUCUGGGCUAGAGUUAGACUCCACUAGAAGACUUUGUACCCUUACAGACCAAGUGGGCUGUAGGCCACAUCCCUAGAUCAAUAUUGGUACAGUAACUGAAACCAGAAUGGUCCUACCAAUCAGUGCUGAGAAGCACAAAAUAUAUUCAUUCCGACUGAACUCCUUGACUUACAGGAACUUUGUAUAAACUGUGUUUUAUUCAAGGGCUUUGAGUAGAGCACAGGUCUCGCACUGGGCUUCUUCCCAGAGAUGAGUUUCUCCCAAUUAGCCUUGAGUAAUUCUGCUUGUUUCCUGCACUUGUUAGAAUUCUAAUAUUUAAUUAACAGCUGCAUGUCGAGCUCUGAUCACACAUCAGCACAGAAGAUAUCUGAUCUGUAGCCCUUUGUAAAUAGGUGAUCCUGUACUCACCAGUCUGUUAAAGGGAACAACACAAUUAGUCAUGGAAGUUUUGCUUCUAAGCAGAGUGCAUGCACAUAAGGCUUAUCUUUGUCACUGAUUAGCAUGAAAAGCUCCAAGAACAUAAUGCUAAAUGAAGCCUAUUUGACAGAGAAUUUAUUAUAUGGCUGUAACUGUGAUACAUCAGCGCAACUAUUUGCAUUGUACAGCAUCAUCAAGUUCAAGCUGCAUUCUUGAUGGGUGGAGUUAGCUGUUGGGUCUGAUUCUUCUUUGCCCUGCACUUUGUGCAGUCAUUUACAGCUGUGAGUGCAAAGUGUAUGUAAAAGGCUAACAGAUCAGAGGGGGUAGCAUAAGCCAUGCUAACACACUGCGGUUUUGUCCCACUCUGGUGGCUAGAUGAAGCAUAGAGGUCUAUGAAUCUGCUCUGAGCUAAUGGACUUGGACCCAGAUCCUUAAAGGCAUUUAGGCUCCUAGUUUCCUUGGUCCUUUAGCUCAACCAGUAGCAGUGAAUGCUUUUUGCUGCAGAGGUCCUGGGUUCAGUCCCUAAAACCACCCUCUGACUUGGGGUGUCAUUACAGCAGUGUUUUAGCUGACUCUGCACAGGUGUAAAUGACUAACGAGGUUCAGGGUAAUGGAGCAUUGGGCCCUAUUAUGUUUGCUGUGUGUUGUAGUGAUGCUUUGGGAAAUUAUUACCAGCUUUACUACUGUGAGAAUGGGGAGGACGUGCGUACAUGCCUUACUAAGUAACCAUGAGCUCUUAUUAUUGUCAUCUUUGUCCGUCCUGUCCAUUUGCCCCACUUUGUCUCUUUAUGUCCCCGCUUGUUGUGGCACAAUGAAUAUAAAUUGUAAGCUCAUCAGGGCAAGGAUAUCAUCUUUAUUUGUGUCUGAGCAAUGCCUGGCACAAUGUGGGGACCUCAAAUUAACAAAUAAAAUAAUAAU